AUGUUGGAACAGCACACCUUACAAGAUGGUCAAAAGGCCAACUGCAGCAGCGAGAGACGCAUCCGCAACAUGGCCAGCCCAUUAUUGAGCAGUGAUCCGCGCAGCAGGAGUCCAAAAGGACCUUCGAGCGCUCGGGUCCGAGUAGGAAGGGCUUCCUCGAGGUCAGGCGAGGUCCCUGCGGGGGGAGGGUUCGAAGGACCUGCCGGGGGAGGUCAGACGAGGUCCCUGCCUGAGGUCAGAGGUCCCUCGAGAGUCAGGCGAAGUCCCUGCGGGGAGAUGCAGAUAUUUGGAUUAAACAAUGAAAUUUAUGAUUCGGAGCAAGGAUCCUUUGGGCACAGUGCGGAAGUAGAUCCCGGCGUGCAGUACAUCCGGGAGUGCCCUCUGGAGCCGCACAUCCCGAUCUACCUGCUGGUGGGCGGCUGCUUCGGCACCCUCAAGAUCCUGUGGCUCCUGUGUCAGCAGGUGCGGUCCCGUCGCUACGAGCGCAUCGACGACGCCUUCGCCGAGGACGGUCUGGAGGAGAUCUUCACGUCGACGAGCUACAGGGCGACGGACGUGGCCCUCACGAUCUUCCUGCUCAUCUGGUUCGGCAUGGGCAACUACUGGGUCUACAGGAUCUACCUUCCCAAUUUCCAAAACCAUCUCUAUGAACCCAACAACUGGUGUUCGAAGACGCUGUACCUGUUCGCGGUGGCGCAGCUGCUCUUCGUGUACGCCAUCAUCGCCUUCACCUUCCUGCUGGUGAUCUGUCUCGCCUGCGGCCAGAAAUGCUACACCUUAUUCGGCGACACGUACAAGUGAGUGCGGGUCCCCAAGGCCUCGAGGACGCCGCGCACGGGGGGCCCGGCCUGGGACGCGAAGAAGAGAGGAGGCCCGGCGGAGGAGGCCCUCGCGAAGGAGCAGGACAGGCGCGGCGCCACCGACGAGGAGAGCGAGGGCGGCGAGGUCCGGGAGAAGGCCAGGGAGGAGGAGGACCGCACGCCGAAGCCGAGUGUGUUGUUCACGGACGAAAAUAACGCCGCGAUGCCGGACGGGGCGUCGACGAGACACUUGCAACUACGACCCAGAAAAGUAGUCAUAGUCGUCUGAAGUUAGGGAGCACACUCAUGCUACACUGUGCUUUGGGUCAGCAAUGAACCACUCAGUAGUAAUACUAGACGGACCCUUCAGUGUUAGAUCCUGCAAGAAUAAACUUUCCUGAAUAGUUGCGCCGAGUCAGUUUGUGACAUUUAGUCGUGUAAGUAUCGUAAAGUAGGACUUCCGUGAAACGUUUAUGGAUAUAAAUACGUAGAUGAAACACAUGUUCGCAUAAAUAUGUCUUCAUAAUAUAUGACAGUAG
This is a messenger RNA of Penaeus vannamei (Pacific white shrimp), 1339 nucleotides long. The record is from RefSeq and is a predicted model, not a curated record. NCBI's taxonomy places the organism in Eukaryota, Metazoa, Arthropoda, Malacostraca, Decapoda, Penaeidae.